This is a messenger RNA of Aspergillus steynii IBT 23096, 2422 nucleotides long. RefSeq lists its product as uncharacterized. The transcript has a single exon. The record is from RefSeq and is a predicted model, not a curated record. Bases 352 to 2139 code for a protein of 595 amino acids. Lineage: Eukaryota; Fungi; Ascomycota; Eurotiomycetes; Eurotiales; Aspergillaceae.
UCUCUUCUUCUUCUUCUUCUUAUUUUCUAUUUUCUUCCUCCCCUAUUCCAUAAUAUACUUGCGGUGAACCACCCACUCCUAGCGGCACGUUUUCGCACCCAAACGGCACUAAACGGGACUAGACCAAGACUAAAGCCGGUCUGGCGGUGUUGGCACGUUGGACUAUUCUUAUCCUCAUCCUGCAUCUACUUUUAUUGAUCUUGUCUAUUUUUUUUCAUAUCUCAGCACCGAGUCCUCGAUCCUCCUUGUCUUCCCUCCGGGCCAUCAUGCUUGCAGAUCCUCGCGGACUGUCGCAAUGCCAUGAGAAGUCGCUCUCCUUUCCGCCCCUCGCCCUCGCCCUCGCCCGCAACUAUGACUGCCGAUAAACAAAACAACAAACCCUUCACUCCCACCCUCAGCGCUGCCUUCCACCGGUCCAGCAAAUCUCCUCUGACUCCCAAGCUGGCCACGCCCACUGGAUACCGCACGCCCAAACGAUUGGCUCCCUCCGAUCCCUCCUCGUCCUUGUCCUCCCUGACCCCCUCGAAACCCGAUUCCGACUCCCUCCUUAGUGCCAACGUUACCCCACGGUCGGGCGCUCGCAUCACCCGGCGAGAUGGCUUCGUCUCGUCCGCCAGCACCCCGUCCUCCACCGGUCGCCACUCUCCGCAGCCCUUCGUGCAGGCCAGCGUCGUGCAUCACGGCUCGAAUGUCGGAUCAUACCGGGCGGAUCGGAGUCCAGUCCGCGCAGGGAGGCUGGAACCCGCCAGGACGAGACCGAAGGCCUUCACCAACGAACCUCACCAGCUGUCUCGGUCGAAUUCAGCUUCCGAUGGUGCGUCUGCCUCGCCGAUGUUCUUCCAUGCCUCCGAUGCGCGGUCCACCCACUCUGAGCUAGAGCCUCCUGCCCCUCGUCCUCGACCGGGGAAACCGCCGUCCCAAACCACAUUCAUCUACGCCAAUGGAGCCGAGGAGCCCAAAUCAGAGGGACCGGCAGAGUCCACGGCCUACAAACGACGGUCCACCGGACUGUCUCGAUCGGUGGUUGGCAAGCCGCCGCCCUCCGCCUCGCCACGCAUCAUGUCCCCGAAGUUAGGCCAUGCCACGCCGCGGCUAUCCGACGGGCUGCUCCCGUCACAGGUUGGGUCGCAGGUUGGGUCGCAGGACGGCUCGUCGGAGGUGGGAUCUCGCGUGCAAAGUCCGCCGCUGGGGAGUUUCUCGCCGCGACCGGCGGUAUCGACACCACGACAUUUUAAAUCGUCGAGUAUGGACUCCGGUCCGGGGGCUGCCACCUCGCCUCGAGAAGGCCUCCGACCGAGUCCGAUCCUCGUCUCGCCGGGGGACGCCAAGCUGGACGCCAGCGGUCUGGCCUCAGAACCGAUCCCCGGCCGUCCGCGGAUUUUCAGCAACGGAUCGACCGCGUCGGCAGAUACCUACGCCUCUGCGCAACAGAGCCCGGUGAAGGAGAACGCGGCGCCGAAGGACGACGCCGCCGCGACGGCGCGCACGGAGCGCAAGAUCAUGGACCUCGAAAUCAGCAACUCCUCUCUCCUCGCGAUCAACCGCACCCUCGAGCGCGAAAUGCGCAAACAGAAUGCCGAACUGCGCCGAUUCCGACGCCUCAGCCGGUCUGGUCGGUUAUCGGUGGCGCCGUCCACUCGGUCGGUGUCCGGAACGUCGCUCGCCAUCAUGAGCGAGCUCGACGAAGGCAGCGAACGCUCGUCCGUCCGCUCGCCCGAAGAGCUGUCUGACUGCAGCGACUCCGAGUCCACGGCCGACGACGGCGUCAUGUCCCCUGACUCUCUGGCCGACCACGACGCGCGGCACCAAGCCCGCGACGAGAAGCGGUUCUUCGUCGACCUCGCCAAGCACCAGGAGCUGCUGGCCGACAGCCAACGCAUGAACCAGAGCCUGAAGCGGUGUCUCGGCUGGACGGAGGAAUUGAUCUCGGAGGCGAAGAAAGCGCUCGAGUACAACGUACACGUCAACGACGUGCAACUCGGAGGACGCGUCCUAUCGCCGGAAGAACUGAACGAGAUCGGCGAAAUGGCGCGCGACAUGGCGCUGCCGGAGGACUCCGAGACGGAAUCGGAUUUGGACUUUUCAGAUCUUGAUUGCGAUCUACCUGCAUCUGCAUCGAACUCUCAGAACCACAACUAGAUACCCAUCUACUUUCUUUUGUUUCAACUUGCCAGUUAAGACUGCUGUUUCGAGCCAGCGAAUACCCCAUUCUUUAGUUAGUUACUUCGCAAGAUUCGACGCCGGUCUGUUGAUCUAAUAUUUUAUUUCUUUCUUCUUUCCGUCUUGUGUGAUUUGGUUCUGUGUAGCGAUACGAGGUGGGCUAGAUCUGAUUAUGAUUGAUGAUUUGAUUUGCUGGUGUCAAGGUUGGUGAUAGAUAGAUUUAUAUUUUAUAGAAAAGGUCUUCUUGAUGAUUUCAUUAUAA